AUGUGGUCGACUAUAACAAAAGCUGUGGUUUGUGGUACUCCUCGUACAAGAAGAAAAGCCGAAAGCCAGAACCGAAACCGUGAUUUUAGCCGAGACCGACACGAACCGUUUUUAUCACUAGAACGAAUUCCAAAAACCGAAAAUGAAAAUGGUUAUGGAUUCCUUGACCAGGAUACACAAGAAGUUCCUUAUUACGUCCAAGAUAAACAACAAACCAUCAAUAAUAAAACACCCAAAAGUCAACCUAAAAAGUUCUUGGAAACCUCCCUAGACAAUUUUGAUCCUAGCACAAUAGGUUCGGAAGAAAUCAUAAUGGUUCUGAAUAGAUCAUUAAACCGAAAACCCAUCCAAAACCGUACAAACGGUUUAGAAACUUUUAAACCCAUUUCUAAAACUAAUGAUAUCUUAUCACUUGUAGAACCAGAACAAAAACAGGAGGAUGUUUCACGAACUACGCAAAAUAAUCAUGAGGUCGUUGAUUUGACUUUGAGUUCACCAAAAUUUAAUGAUGUAUCAAAAUCUGCUUCAUCCAACGAUAUCGAUUUAGAAGCUAUUCUAGCCAGUAAUCAACAUUUCAUCGAGAAUCACAUACUGAAAAAUGGUAAAGUGCCUCAGAAUAUGUUCCAAGUUGAACAAAAUUUAAAGACGACACACAAGAACGCAGAAAAUUUAUCAGUGACUAAAAACAGUGUUGAUAAUCAUCUAGAAACUGGUUCUAAUAUAAACAACAUCUCAAUUCCUGAUGGACAUACUUUAAAUCCCAUCCAUUGUAGUAGAUUAAAGGAAGAAGUAAUUUAUGAUAGUUCAAGAAUAGCAAUGGGAAAUUCCGGAACGUGCAUCGAAGCCAGUAAAGGGUUUAGCAAUGAAAAUACAUUAGAUGAAGAACCCAAAAAUUCUUUAAAUAUUUUAAACGACAACAAACCUAUAGGUUCAAGUCAUCAAACUGAUACAAAAGAUACAAAUGCAGAAAAUGCAUUAAAAUUAGGCUGUCAAAAACCUAAACCUAAUGACAUCAAAACUAAUGGUACUUUAAUAAACGCAGGUCAAAUGAUUAAACAUUAUGACAACAUAUUUGACACAAUAUACACACAACAUUAUCCAAAAUUUGGUGAUCCUGUUGAAGAAUCAGGAAAUAUCAGUGAACAAAAUAAUAAACAUUCUGGAUACAGGAACGAAAAUAUUUACAGGAACGCAUCAUCAAUAUUCGGUCAUGUUAGUUUUACUCCUGAACAAAAUAGUAAUAUUAGUACAAAUAUUAGCAGAAAUAUUGACCAAGUAGUUAAUUGUGAUAUGGUUGGUGUUUCUAUGGACAUCAAACAGAGAGAACAAAAUGGCACUGAGAAACAUGAUAAUAAUGUUGAAUCAAAUCCACAAGAAGUUCAUGAAACAGAUGGACUAAAAUCUGUUUGUAAUUCUAAACAAACAAAUGAAAUUCAAUUGAGUGAUAAAAAUACGAUUGAAUCCAAUAUCGAUGACAUCAAAAGUAGUACAAAUUUUGAAAAGUCAAAAUCAGAUGAAUCCUCCAAACCCAAAAAGCGUCCUUAUUGGACUUUGAAGAAAAAGCAUAAAAUAACUGAAACUAACGAAGAAAACAAGAUCGAAGAAAACUCAUCAGAAACAAUUAUCACUUCUCCAAGGACCUCUAGAUCAUCAUCACAUUUAGAUUCGGAUAGUACAGCUUUCAAUUCUGAUGCUGAACCCACAGGGACAGUGAAGAGAAAAACCAAAAAUUUUGAGAAAAUGAAGAAUUGGUUCAUGAGGAUAGGGGAUGAUGGGAGUACCAUGAAAAAGAGUGGAAAAAAUAAAAUAAAAGUGGGUGUGAAUAAUAAUAAAAGUGGUGGUAGUGUCGACGAUGUUAAAAUUGAAAGGAGAAGUAACGUGGGACAAUAUAAAUUUGACAAUAUAGAUUAUCCUCCGGCUAAUGCAGAGCUGCAGGGAUGCAACGUCUGCGGCCGUACGUUCCUACCAGAAACCCUGGUCAAACAUGUACGAAUUUGUGAACGGAUGGCCACCAAGAAAAGGAAGCAAUUCGAUUCUUCCAAACAGAGAUUGGAAGGGACCGAAUUGGCGGCUUAUAAUAUGCCCAGAAAGAAGGGCGCCGGCGGUGGUGGCGGCGGUAGAAACGAUUCUGAUCUUCCAAAACCCAAACGCAGAGACUGGAAGGAGCAGCAUCUCGAAUUGGUGGAGACGAUUCGAGCUUCGAGACAGGCACUGAUGGAAGAAAAACGUAUGAAAGAAGAUCCAUCGUAUGUGCCGUCCUAUAAAAGAAACUCUAGAAGCGGUUCCUGCGAACCAAGCUCCACCCGAGGCGGCGGAGGAACUUCCGACGGCCAAGGCGGCGCCCAAGUCAAAAAAAGGGUUCCGGCUGGGCAUGAUACGUGUCCCUAUUGUGACAGAAAUUUUUGUACCAAAGCAUACGACAGACACGUGGAAUGGUGUAAAGAAAAGACAAUGAUCGCAAAGCAACAUAAAACUAAUACUCAAAAAGAGGCGAAACUUAAUCCGGCUAGGGAAAGAUUAGCAGCUAGAACCAAAUAUAAGGUGCCAGCUUUAAAGACAAAACGCGCUGCAGCCAGAGAAAAGUAUUCGCCAAACGGAAGCAUAGCAGUUCAAAACAGUUUAGAAAAUAACAAUAUAUCUCCUAUUAAACCUUUGAAUAAUGGUCCCAUUAUGAAUUCCCCGCACGGAAACAAUAACAACCACCACAACAGUGCCAGUAACAACAAUUCAUCUGGCAACACUGCCACAACAACUUCGAAAUCGGGCAACACCAAGGCGAUCAGCAACAGGAACAACUCUAGCGGCAAUUUGGCAAAUAAUGUGAAUAAUAAUAGUCCUGCAGUUGGUCGCAAACAAGGACCUUUGAGAAGGUCUUCAGGCGCAAGUGCCUCGUCCAUGACAGAAGUCGCAAAACACAAUAACGCACAAGGUCCAGUCACAGGAGUCAAAGGUCGCGGGGACGAGUCUUCUAUAAGAAGACAACCGUCAAUCCGUCGUAACCCAAAUCCCUCCCAAAAACCCAAACGCGAUCAAAUGAAACCGUCUACCGUUAAUUUAAAACUAAAUUUUGAUCACACGACUUCGACAGACUUGAAGAAUUUGCAACAACAAUCUGCAAAUACAAAUAAUUUCUAUUACGAUCAAAGCAAUGCCCAAACUCCAAACUAUGGGUAUGACCCGUUCAUAUCUGCCCAAAUGCAGAUGAUAGAACUGUACACACCAGACGCUACAGAAAGCGAAAAGACGUUUUGUGACGCUUCUUCGGAAAAGUCUACCAAAUCCAAUAAAAACUCUAAAGCUGAUUGCUUAAGUCUGAGUUCUAUAAUUGGUACAGAUCAUAAGAAAGCAACUGAUAGUAAAGAUACAAAACAUAGUAAACAAAAUAGUAAGAAGCAUGAAUCAAAACAAGGAUUUUAUCUUCAUGAGCAAAAAAAGCCUAAAGUAGAUGAAAUGCAGCAUUCCGGAUAUGAGGAAGAUUUCUAUAUAGAUCCAGUUUUGAUAAACGAUAGAGAUGGAUUUUCAACGGCAGCGUCUGAUAAUUCAUCAGAUGACACUUUUGAAACUUAUGAAAGUAUGAUGGAAAAUCUGGAUGAUUUUGAAGUUAACGACAAUUACAGUUUCCAAAAUAAGGCAGAACAUAAUAUUGAUAAACUCUUUCGGAAUCAAAAUAAUAAUGUAGAUAAAAUCCAUCAACGUUCAUCUACAAAAAGUGCAGGAAAAGAAAAUUGUAGCAACAAUUUACCAAAUCUUCGUGCAAAACAGAAAGAACCAACUAUCAGUAGAAAAGAAAAUGGCUACAGCAAAACUAUGGAUGAAUUCCUUGAAGCUGAACUAUUGGCUGAAAGUUACUGUGCAGAUGAACCGCCAAUAAUUCGUACUAAGAGACAAGAUAGCAUAACCAAUGAUCAAGAAAAUGGUUUAGUCAAAUCAAUGGAAGUAUCUGCAGAAGCGGAUGGACUUUUAGCCAAUUUUGGUAUCUCGCGAAGUACAGACAGUUCACCGAGAUUGAACCGAAGCAAAAGAAUUGAUUUAGAAAAAUUUGAUUUGACCGAGAUUUUAGAUGGAAAUCUAGCGACAUCUAAACAUAAUCAAGAUGACCUUUUUGGCAGCUCAUCUCCUAUAAGCGGAAGCAAAAAAUCAUUGGACCGAAAAAGAUUAUCUAAAAAAACAAGACAUGAAAUGUUAUUCGCAUCAUGUGAUAUUGAAACCGCUAAAUCCAUAUUCCCGCAAGAAGAAUAUCAAGUAUUUUCAGCAAGUUUUGAUGCAGACAGCGGUUUUUCAACAGAUCGGGAUGUAAAACAGUCGCAUGUUGAUUUUUUAAGAAAUUCGCCGAGUCCGCAACGAUUGAAAAAUAUUUCUGAAAAUUUUUAUAGCAGAUUAUCACCGACAAAAAAUUUUGAUGAUUUUGAGAAACUAUCCAGAACCAGUUCUCCAAGUUAUAACUUAACUAGUAGCUUGAGAAAUACUCCAAGUCCCGAAAGAAUUAGAAAUAUUACGAUAGAUUUUAGUUCAGGAAGAUCGUCUCCAACUAAAAAUCCUGUAGCAAAUAAAAAAUCAAGAAAUGGUUCACCUGUAUAUAAUAAAUCGGAUAGAAACACGCCGAGUCCUCACAAGUCAAAUCAUUCAGGAAGAUCGUCCCCGAACAAGAAAAACAGCUCAACUAAAAAUGCAUCGAAGAAAAAUUCGGAGAGCGUUUCAGGACGAUCUUCUCCAAUAAAAAAUUGCUAUAAUAACGCGACUCCUUUAUUACCAAAUGACAUUGUUGUAAAUUCUUCAAAUGACAUUAUUCUCCUUCUCCUUGCUUACUAA
Messenger RNA from Ctenocephalides felis (cat flea), 4809 nucleotides. RefSeq lists its product as uncharacterized. The transcript has 11 exons. The record is from RefSeq and is a predicted model, not a curated record. NCBI's taxonomy places the organism in Eukaryota, Metazoa, Arthropoda, Insecta, Siphonaptera, Pulicidae. Bases 1 to 4809 code for a protein of 1602 amino acids.